AAGUGUAUGAGAUAUGAAAUAAGAUGAAUGAAGAUGGAAUAGGAAAGGGCAAAAUUGGCCUUACAACAUUUAUCACCAGUCCUGUGCCUCAUAAUAAAUGUGGAAGUGAUGGCUUGCCAGUGACACCAAACUCUAUCAAAGUCCUUGGAAGGGCGCAGUGCUUGAAAGCAUUAAGACAUAAACAUCUAUGCAAAUAUCUUGAUUUUUGUCGAGGGAAGCAUGACAGAAUAUUUUGUAUUUCUGAAUAUCACGAGGAAAAUGUUCUAACUCUAAUUCCGAAGCAACGUUCCGCAAUCUUGAAUGAAUGGUACCGUGUUGUAACGAAGACAACAUAUGAAAUACUAGAUGGACUUGUUUUUCUUGAUUCACAUGGAAUUGUUCAUCACAAUCUUCAUCCAACAAAUGUUCUCCUUAAUUCUGAGGGCUCAGUUAAACUCUAUGCAUAUGGUCUGUACUACAUGACAGAUGCUGGACAAGAAGUUUCAUUCCCUGUUGGUUGCCACAGUUAUCUCAGCCCUGAAGAAUUAUUGUUCACAGGAGAGCAACAUGAAAACGAUAAACAUUUUCCUUCUGGAAAUAUAGAUGUUUGGGCGCUUGGAAUUAUAUGCUUGGAAUUAUGUCUUGGUCAUCAAAUUUUUCCUGAUAAAGAUGAAGUGGAAGAGACAUGUAAAAAAAUUCUUGGUUUUCUUAUAUCUGGAGAUGAUGUUGUACCAAAACUUGUUAAAUAUUCUGGUGUUGAAAAUGCUGAAUAUAUCUAUCAGAAGUUACCCGAUAGUAUUAAGAUGUUUAUUGAAACAUGUUUAACUGCAGACCCUCUUAAAAGACCAACACCUAAAGAAUUGUUUGGUAUGGAUUUGUUCUCUGAAUUACGAGAGAAAAAUAUUAAUACACACGGAAAAAGAUCAACUUUGUUUUCAACUGGUUGUGAUUGCUCUGGACUCCGACUUCCAACUGCUAAAGAAUAUGCAACUUCAAGAUCGAUUGAGCCUCUGUUGGAGAGGGAGUAUUCUGAAAUCUGGCAUUUGUGGAAGCUUGCUGGUGGUGAUGUCUUUUCGGAAGUCAGAAAAAGUAACACUGUACACUCAGUUCCUCCAAUACUCAACUUACCUCUAUCGAUGUCACUACAUGGUGAAGUAAUAAGUCUGGAUACAUCUAUCGCUCAUUUGUAUGAUUCUUCAACAAUAGUUUUAUCUCUUGAUGCCCUGCGGAAUAGAUUGAAGGAUGUAACACCGGAGUCUUACUAUCCAUUGCUUGAGAAUAAGCAAAAUAACGGAAAAGAAGUUGAAGAUACGACAGCUUUAAUGAAGGAUACAACAUCAUCUUUACCUUUGGUUAUAAAAGAAAACGACAUUGAAUAUCAACUUCACAGAAUUAUAUUAUAUAAGAGAUUAUUGUUGGGUUAUCCAUAUUUGCGUGAAAGAAUUUGGAAAGAAGCCAGGAUUGACAUUCCACCACAUUUACGAGGAUUGGUUUGGGCAGCAUUACUUGAUGUCACAGGUGAUGUUAAAGCAGAAUAUGAAAACAUUGACAAAGAAACUCCACUAAGUUCAGACAGACAAAUUGCAGUUGAUAUUCCAAGAUGUCAUCAGUAUGAUCCUUUGUUAUCAUCACCUGUUGCUCAUAAGAAAUUCAAACGAAUUUUGAAAGCCUGGCUCAAAUCUCAUCCUACUUUGUCAUACUGGCAAGGUUUGGAUUCACUAUGUGCUGCUUUUCUUCAUUUGAAUUUUAACACAGAGCACCUUGCAUGGGCUUCAAUGUCAAACUAUAUUGACAAAUAUUUGUAUAAUUUUUUCCUUAAAGAUAAUUCAGCUAUUAUUCAAGAAUAUCUGGCAGUAUUCAGACACUUAAUCGCAUUCCAUGAACCUGAACUUGCAAAUCAUCUUGAAAAAAUCGGUUUCAUUCCUGAGUUAUAUUCCAUUCCUUGGUUUUUGACAAUGUUCACUCAUGUUUUUCCUCUUCAUAAAAUUGUUCAUUUAUGGGAUACAUUACUGCUUGGUAACUCAUCAUUCCCUCUGUGUGUCGGUGUUGCAAUAUUAAAACAACUCAAAUCUCAGUUGAUGACAUUUGAUUUCAAUGAAUGCAUUCUGAUGUUUUCGGAUCUUCCAGAAAUUGACAUUGAUGCCAUUGUACAAAUCUCGAUCCAAUUGUUUUGUGCCACACCAAGAAGUGCAACAUACAGAAAGCAUGCAAAAAGAAGCAGUAAAAGUACUAGAAAACCUGUGUCAUAUUAUACCGAAGAUUACAAUACAAUUCCUCAUGAUGAAUUAUCGAUGAGUGAAGUAUCUUUGGAAGAUUUAAAAUGUGAAAUUAGUCCAAGAAUAUCAGCAGAUGACAUGAUCCAAUUAUGUGAACUUAAAGGACCAUCUCAUUCAAAAACUCCAGCGAAGAGAUCAGCAAAAAAUGCAAAGCCAAAGAUAACUAUUUUAGACGUCAGAUCGCCUGAUGAAUUUCAUAGAGCAGCUAUACCAGGUAGUCAUAAUAUACCAUAUCAAACAUGUAAAAAUCCUGAUGGAUCGUUGAAUAAAUCACUUCAAGGCUUUCAAACUAUUGAUCAAUUCAAACCAAGAUUGAUUAUCGUUGUCGGAAAUAAACAGAGUAGAGAAGAUGCCAAGUUUGCAAGUCUUCUUGUCAAUGGCGGUUAUCGUGGCGUGUUGGUGUUACACCAAGGAAUUGAUGUUUUUAAACCAACUGGUCUUUUAACCAUCCAGUAAAUCAUAUCAGUAUUAUUUGGACCUGGAAAUUGUUUAUUCAAUUUUCUACUCAAUUAUUCUAGAUAUAACUUAUUCUAGAUCAAGUGCUCUGCAUCUCAACUAUAUUUGAAACAAUUCGUACCCCCUUACA
Molecule: messenger RNA, 2841 nt
Organism: Styela clava
Lineage: Eukaryota; Metazoa; Chordata; Ascidiacea; Stolidobranchia; Styelidae
Product: TBC domain-containing protein kinase-like protein
Biological process (GO): activation of GTPase activity; protein phosphorylation
Molecular function (GO): GTPase activator activity; protein kinase activity; ATP binding
Source: RefSeq, a predicted model, not a curated record